CCUCUAAACCUCACCGUCUCGGUAUUCUCACACCUCGCGGCCUCCGCCGCCUCCACCGCCGCUCAACGCCGAUAAUCUCGCUUCCGGCCUGCCCCGAGAUGCCGGAAAAAGAACCUCUCCGCCGUGAGCACCCGAUCGAUGCUACUCCUUUUGAGGUUUUCUAUGAUGGAUCAUGGCAUGGCGCUGAUCAGUUGAAGGUGAAGGAUGGGAGCAUCAUCUUCGAGCAACGCCGCCGAGGAUCUUCAGUGGAGUAUACGAUUAAUGUCGAAAGCCUUCGUCUUCGAUCGAGAAGAUCAAUCGCUUCUGAUUGUAGGCGAUUCCUGAAGGCUGGGGUUGAUGUCUGCGUGCUAUCAGCGCAUUCGACUGAUUCGGCAUCGGAGAAAGGAUUGCAGCCUUUUUUUUCGUGGCGAGAUGCCAAAGUUAUCUCUGUGAAAAGGACUGGACAUGAAGGUCGAUGUACCUGCCUGUUCUCUGUGGUUUUCCACAGAAAUGAAGGGGAGAUUAGUAUAGGAAGUAGUAGACAUGAGAGGAAGUCUGUAGCUGUUAAGUUAGACAAUAUUUCCAUACUGCAGAGGCUCAAAUUUGAGCCUUUUGAUGAUGGAACCCAUCAGUGGAGUGUUUCUGAGGACUGUGGCUCCAUUCUUAAAGCCAAACUACUCACUGAUGCUUUUUCCAGUGAAGUUUCUUGGUUGGUUGUGCUAUCGGCUCUUAAAGGGGUGGAGUUUGUAAUCAAAGUUGUGGGCGAUAGGAUAGUUCAUCACAUUAGUAACAAUAUUCAAGCUCUGCGUGAUAUCGAUGUUGGUGACAACAUUGCAACUUUGGGUUUUCAUACAAGUGGUGAGAAGUGGUACCCUAAGAUCGAGACUUUGGCACCUGUUGUUCCAAAAGAAAUAGUGGCCACAGAUGUUGUCAUUGAGCUGGAUCCAACUGAAGCUGCCCCAAAAAGUGAAUCAGAUGUUGAGAUUUUAUAUGAACACUCAAAUCUGCGACAUUCUAAACGGCGGAAGACGCUGCCAGACCGUUUUGUACCAGUUUUUAAUCAAGGUAGGGGUCAAGAAAUCGUUGCUAGUGACUUAUCCAAGAAUGAGGAGGCCAGCACCUGUUUGCUUGAAUACCCUUCCUCACAGUCAGUUACGAAACAUUCGCCAAAUAGAAAGAAGUUACUGAGCACAGUUGAGUGUAAAGAAAUCAUGAAGAAUUGCAUGGGAGACAUACAAUCUGAAAUUGAAAGGCUGUUUUCGCCUCAUGUCGAGUCUGGGGAAAAAACCCCUCCUGAUGAAUCUGCGGAAAAAACCAGACAUACUGCUCGUCCAGUGGCAGACGAAGACUUUAACUGGUCCUCGGAAGAUGAUAAUCCUCCUAAAGAUGAUGAGAAUGAAGAGUUGUGGAGAGAAAUGGAUCAUGCAUUAACCACUCUUGCCCUUCUUGAGCAAAAGCAGGAUUUUGGCUUGGACAAUUCUGAUAAAGAUGAGGAACAACAGUGCCAGCAUGAGUACACACUUGACGAGGAAGUUGGUUUAAUAUGUCACCUGUGCAAGUAUGUAUGCACUGAAAUAAGAGAUGUCUGGCCACCAUUUGUGCAAAAUGCUAGGGCCUUUUCAUUCAUGGAGAAAGGAGGCAAAGAAGAGUUUGACUGGAUCGGAUCCUAUGAGUUUGAAAAUUCUUAUAAAAAUGAUCUGAUGGACAUGACAACAUCAUUAGGAUGCGACGAUGUGUGGAAUUUAAUACCUGAAUAUCAAUCUGAGCUACGCGCCCAUCAAAAAAGAGCUUUUGAAUUCAUUUGGAGAAACAUAGCUGGAUGUUUCCAGCCCCCAGGGAUGGAUAGUGCACCACCAAAAACUGGUGGUUGUGUGAUAUCACAUUCUCCUGGGUCAGGCAAAACCCUGCUUGUGAUAUCAUUUCUUGUCAGCCACUUAAAAGUCUAUCCCCGAUGCCGACCUCUUGUUCUUGCUCCGAAGAUUGCGACAUAUACCUGGUGCAAAGAGUUUGAGAAAUGGGGGGUUUCAGUCCCUUUAUAUGAAAUCCACCCUGCUGAAAGGUUCAAGAAGGGAACAGUAGACUGCCAAUUGGGAGGGUUCUCCAAAGAUAACCGCCGUCCUAGUAGAAAAACUAUGCAUAUUAUGGAUUGUCUCCUAAAAUUAAAGCUGUGGCAUGAACAACCUGGUGUUCUACUGAUGAGCUACUCAUCUUUCUUUACCUUGACGCAAAAUGAGUCAAAACUGGAAUACAGAAGAUUCAUGGCAAAUGUUUUGCAAAAGAGUCCAGGCAUUCUGAUUCUAGAUGAAGGUCACAACCCAAGAAGCACUACUUCAAAGCUAAGAAGAAAUCUGAUGAGAGUGAAAACUGAUUUCAGGAUUUUGUUAUCUGGAACAUUAUUUCAGAAUAACUUUGAAGAGUAUUUCAACAGUCUUGCUUUGGGAAGACCACGAUUUAUUCGUGAUCUUUCAUUUGAAUUGGACCCUGAUACACUCAAUCGUAUAAACAGCAGAAGCCAUAAGCGAACAAAGCGAGCAAGUCGAGUGGAGAGAUUAUCUAGAAAACUUUUUGUUGAGAAAAUUGGACAAAAGAUCGAAUCGAAUUCGGCGGAAGUCAGGAAAGAAGGCUUUGAUUUGCUGAAUAAGCUUACAGGUGAGUUUGUGGAUGUCUUUGAAGGCGAAAGCUUAGACACACUGCCUGGUUUGCAAAUCUACACUCUUCUUCUAACAUCAACUGAUAUCCAACGAGAAAUUCUGGUGAAAGUGACAAAAUUGCAUCAUUCAAUAAGACACAAAAGAUGUCCCCUGGAAUUAGAAUUGCUGAUCACAGUUGGCUCAAUUCACCCAUGGCUAAUAAAAACAGUUGCUUGCGUCCGUAACUUUUUCACCGAUGAAGAACUGGAGAAGGUCGAGAAAUGCAAGGGAAAUUUCAGAUGUGGUUCCAAGGUGAAAUUUGUUGUGGACCUUGUGCACAAGUCUACCGUCAGAGGGGAGAGAGUUUUAGUUUUCUGUCACAAUAUCUCUCCCAUCAACAUGUUUGCUGAAGUUCUAGAAUCUGUUUUCGGAUGGCAGAGGGGCGAGGAAAUCUUGAUUCUUCAGGGUGAUCAAGAAUUGUCUGUGCGUGCCAAAAUCAUGGAUAAGUUUAACCGUGGCGCCAAAGAGAACUCAAGGGUGUUGCUCGCAUCAACCAAUGCUUGCGCCGAAGGCAUUAGUCUUACAGCAGCAUCCAGAGUGGUUUUGGUGGACUCUGAAUGGAAUCACUCAAAGACAAGACAAGCAAUAGCCAGAGCAUUUCGCCCGGGUCAAGAGAGAGUGGUGUAUGUUUAUCGUCUAUUGGCAUCUGGCACUUGGGAGGAAGAUAAAUAUGACACCAAUGCUUGGAAGGCUUGGUUGUCCAAGAUGGUGUUUAUAGGCCAAUACAUCAGGUAUCCUUCUACCAGGGAAGUUGAAGACAUUGAAGAUGAGGUGCUGAGGGAGCUUGUGGAGGAGGACAAGAAAAAAACUUUCCAAAUGGUAAUGAAGCAUGAUUGAAGCUUUGUUGGAUCAAGCAGUAGUUCUUAUCAUUGCUUCUCUUUCAAAACAUGUAAAAAUUUCGUCUGUUUUUUUUUUUAAUUAUUUUGGGUAUUUUUGGGUAAGCUUUGUUGGAUCAAGCAGUACAUUUCAGUGUCUAUGUGCUGCUUUCCAGCGACAGUGUUUUCCAAUGGAUGGAAUGGUUGGAAAUUGGGUGUCUUAAUGCCCUAGUUUGAUUAUGAAAGCUUGUUGUUCUUGUA
This is a messenger RNA of Dioscorea cayenensis subsp. rotundata (Guinea yam), 3745 nucleotides long. Its product is annotated as SNF2 domain-containing protein CLASSY 2-like. Gene Ontology annotation, molecular function: ATP binding; ATP-dependent chromatin remodeler activity. Bases 99 to 3506 code for a protein of 1135 amino acids. NCBI's taxonomy places the organism in Eukaryota, Viridiplantae, Streptophyta, Magnoliopsida, Dioscoreales, Dioscoreaceae. The record is from RefSeq and is a predicted model, not a curated record. Gene Ontology annotation, biological process: gene silencing by siRNA-directed DNA methylation. The transcript is spliced from 5 exons.